CUCAGCCGAAACGCGAAUAUGGCUCUUGAUGAUGGGACAGGACUUUUCUACGCACUUUCCAUUUGUAUUGCGCUCGGUAUAUGGCUAGUCUUUGCUCGCUACCAGACUGUUAGGAAUAGAGCUGUUCUGUUCACCUGGCCUGCUCCCGACGCUGCCGACCCGGACUGGUCUUCGAUCACAAUAUCCAACCCCAGUCUUGAGGCCCACCUGCAGAAUCCAGACCUACUUCCACCUGUUCAUGUUCCUAAUCGUCGAUAUAUAACGUGCUACGAUCCGGCUACUUCAUUAUAUCUUGGCACGUUUUUAGCGGACGAUGCUUUCGUGAUUGGUGAAAAAAUCGGUAUGGCGGGCAGAGCGCAGCAUUCUUGGAAGCAAAGCUCCUUUGCAGACCGCAAGAGGGUAAUGCGCAGUCUACUUAAAUGGCUCGUUGAUAAUCAAGAGGACUGUGCAAGGGUUACAUGCCGUGACACUGGUAAAACGAUGGUUGAUGCUGCAUUGGGAGAAAUUUUGACCACAUGCGCCAAAUUGGAGUGGUUGAUUGACCAUGGAGAGUCGUAUCUUCGUCCGGAAAAGAGAGGAACAUCGUUAAUGAUGUGUUACAAGCGCGCUGAGUUGCAUUACGAACCACUCGGCGUCGUCGCCGCCAUUGUCUCUUGGAAUUAUCCGUUGCAUAAUGCGUGGUCUCCAAUCCUUGCUGCUAUAUUCGCGGGAAACGGUGUGGUUGUGAAAUGCUCGGAACAAGUCGUUUGGUCAACAAGCUGGUUUAUUGGGGCUAUCCGAGAGUGCUUAACAGUCUGCGGAUUCGAUCCCGACCUCGUACAAGUGGUCUGUUGCUGGCCAGAAGAAGCCGAAGCAUUGACGGCCUCUCCACACAUCAGACAUAUCACAUUCAUUGGCUCAGAGGAAGUUGGAAGAAAAGUCGCAAUGGCAGCAACCACACAUUUAACACCGGUUACACUCGAGCUUGGAGGCAAAGAUCCUGCAAUAAUUCUGCCAGGAAUGGAUCUCAGUAAAUGCAUAAGUACAUUGAUGCGAGGCGUCUUCCAAAAUGCAGGACAAAAUUGCAUAGGAAUCGAACGUAUUAUUGUGCAUGCGUCUCAAUAUGACGAGCUCCUCGAGAUGAUUGUAGAACGUGCAACGAAUCUCCGCUUGGGCUCGGUCUUGCACGCGACCGAUGGUUUCAUUUCUCCCGUUGAUUGUGGCUCGAUGAUAUCGAGGGAUCGCUUUUCUGAACUUGAGCGCAUCAUAAGCGACGCUGUCAAAGAUGGCGCAUCUCUUCAUGUGGGUGGAUUGACAUUCAGACACGCGUAUCUUGAGGAUGGCUCGUACUUCUCGCCGACCGUCAUCGGAGAUGUUCACCAAGGGAUGGAAAUAGCCGAUAAAGAACUGUUUGCACCUGUCGCAGUGCUUAUGAAAUACGAUUCGGUAGAAGAUGCCAUCGAAACAGCCAAUGCUACACGUUAUGGGCUUGGGGCUUCGGUUUGGGGACCAGACCAGGAUGAGUGCCUAAGAGUUGCUAAACGCCUGGAGUGCGGAAUGGUGUCCGUCAACGAUUUUGCCGUCUUUUACUUAAACCAAAACCUUCCAUUCGGAGGUGUCAAGUCCAGCGGCUACGGAAGAUUCAGCGGUCCAGAGGGCCUUCGCAGCCUGACGAACCCCAAGGCAGUGGUGGUUGACCGCUGGCCCUUCUUGAUCCAGACGAGUAUACCCGCUGCGUUGGACUAUCCCAUCCGUUCUUUAGUGAGCAGCUGGGAAUUUGUCGGUGGUCUCAUUCAACUCCUACAUGGCGAUACCCUUCGAUCACGCUUUACUGGACUUCUUCAACUGAUUAGGGCCGGACGACGCUGACAUUUUUGCCAAUCAUUGGAUUCCACAUCUACGUACUAAUUCUGGAUAUUCGACAUGGUGGUAUAAAUAUGCCUAAUAUCAACUUUGCGAUUAAC
Molecule: messenger RNA, 1943 nt
Organism: Fomitiporia mediterranea MF3/22
Lineage: Eukaryota; Fungi; Basidiomycota; Agaricomycetes; Hymenochaetales; Hymenochaetaceae
Product: meiotic sister-chromatid recombination aldehyde dehydrogenase
Exons: 14
Coding region: 19-1848 (609 amino acids)
Molecular function (GO): aldehyde dehydrogenase (NAD+) activity
Source: RefSeq, a predicted model, not a curated record